This is a messenger RNA of Phanerochaete carnosa HHB-10118-sp, 1240 nucleotides long. RefSeq lists its product as uncharacterized. The coding region runs from base 390 to 1193 and encodes 267 amino acids. The record is from RefSeq and is a predicted model, not a curated record. The transcript is spliced from 6 exons. NCBI's taxonomy places the organism in Eukaryota, Fungi, Basidiomycota, Agaricomycetes, Polyporales, Phanerochaetaceae.
CAGAUGCCCAGAACUACUCUAGUAGCUCGAAGAAAAACUGAAGGUCCGCCAAACACGCCACCACUGGCAGACUGGCCGCAGCUUCACGCCAAAAAAGAACAGCUUGCAUCCUGGGAGCAUCUCAAGGAGUUUUACGAAAAGCUCUCGACAGAACCUGGAAGGAGCACAGUUUUGUGGUCCGCACCGCCGGGCUUCUAUCUCUCAGGCUCCUGGACAGAUUAUCUACUCCCAGAACGAUGGGACGUUGAUAUUGCCUGGUCAAUCAUUACCCGAGGUCUCAUACUGCCAGACAAAGAAGAGAUUACAAAUUUUCAUCUGAUCACGACGAACACAUAGCUGGCGUACUUGAUCAAAGCCCACCGCCUCAGCUGAAAAGUGAGUUCGCGGAUAUGCAAGAGGAGGUUGCCAGGCUUCGUGCGGAUAACGAGAAACUUCGUCUGCAGGUCGCAGCGGAGAGGCACGGGCGAAGAUUUGCACACAAAAAGGUGGACGAUGCCCUUCAUGUGCUAGCUGCUGACAAGACUAAGCUACAAGAAGUUAUCUCCAACAUGCAUUACGAGUUGGAGGAGCUCCAACGCAAGAUGGCCCAGUGCGAGCAGGAGCUCUUUAACGACAAGGCCCAGGCACAGUCGGCUGUCGAGCAGGCAAACCGGGAGUCGGACGACAUGCGAAAGGAAAUGGAAACCAUUCAGCGGAAGCUGGAUGAGAGGGACACGAAGGCUUGGGUGAACGUCUUUGAGGUGACCGCCGUGAGGGACGAAGGGGCUCGACGCGAGGUGGCACUGCGCACAGAGGUCGCAAGUUUGCAGGAUACAACAUCCACGCUGCGGUCAGAGGUGGCUUCGCUCAACAAGACGGUCGAGGCGAUGCACAUGGAGACAGAGGAGCUGCUGGAGCAGGAGGCGAGGCGGUUCACGGAGAUUGCGGAGCUACACGAUGAGAACGCGAAACUGCAAGGCGACAAUGCAAAAGUGCGCGUUGACUACGCCGGCCUGUGCAACACGAUGGCCGACGUUGUCUCAAAGAACGCAAGUCUCCAAUCGGAGAUCUUCUCUAUGCGCUACAAAUCCGCGGACUCGCAAAUGGCAGCACAACCGGCUACGUCGAAGUCAUCAUUGACUGGCGGAUCUUCUGCCGCGACCAACAAACCGACGAGGGGUCCGGUCGCGACUUGUAUCAAGGUCGAGCAGUAGUAGAGUGUAGUUUUCUCGUUGAUGUAGCCACAGAAGGGAUGAUUAGC